Molecule: messenger RNA, 1203 nt
Organism: Phytophthora infestans T30-4
Lineage: Eukaryota; Oomycota; Peronosporomycetes; Peronosporales; Peronosporaceae
Exons: 3
Coding region: 172-945 (257 amino acids)
Source: RefSeq, a predicted model, not a curated record
CGAGCGGAGAGAACCGAGCGUCGACGUCAACAGAGACUCACUUUUGCUACUUCCUUCUCGACCGAACUCACUCUAGGGACAUUUGCCUACCACUGGGCUGCAUAAACGAGCAACUUGACGACGCGACCGACGUUGCCAUUGUCAUAAUACUCUAAUAACCAGCAGCAGACCAUGGCGCCCAACACUAACACCAGCGGAGACGUGUGUGUUGAGGACGCACGAAGCAGCCUCUCGCUCGACAGCUAUGAUGUCGGCGCAAUGCUGAGCCCACGUCGCACCAACAGCAAACACAACCCGGAGGACGUUGUUAUUUUCUUUGACUGGGACGACACACUGAUGGCGUCGUCCGCCAUCGCCAAGCUCGGGCUUUGCCCCAAGUACAUAAACGAAGAGCCCGAGGUCCCAGAUGAUGUACAAGCUGAACUGAAGGAGCUCGAAGAUUCUGUCGUACAGCUUCUCGAAACAGCGCUGUCCUACGGUCGCGUAGUUAUCGUGACGGCAGCUGAGACUGGCUGGGUCGAGCUCUCGGCGUCGCUCUUCAUGCCGCGGCUCGUUCCAUUUUUCAAUACUAGCAUCAAAGUCAUAUCUGCGCGCUCCACAUACGAAUACCUGUACCCGGAUUGCCCGCGGCGGUGGAAGAUUGAGGCAUUCAACAACGAGGUGUUUCCGGUGUGGGAGUCUUACGGCGAGGAGGACUCGGCGGGUAUCCCCCAACAUGUCAUUUCGCUCGGAGACGGCCCCACAGAACGCGAGGCGCUGAUCAACGUCAAGAUGCAGGCAAUGGAUGCAUGUCACGGCAAGUCGAUGAAGUUCAUUGCGUACCCGAAGAUCAGCGAGUUGCAGUUGGAAGUGGAGCUUAUCCUCGCCAACAUGGAGCACCUGUGCACUCACGAGGGCGACCUUGACCUGCAAAUCACGUGGGAAAUGCUGAAUGGUGGCGCUUAAGCCGCUGAAGCACGCGUGCAGUUGAAGUGAGUGAUGUGGGUCAAUCUGGCUCGGUGCUCAUGCGAUGUCGAGGUGGACGGAGGAACUUCGACGCUACUGCUGCUUGAUCAAUGUGGAUAGAUGUAAAGUAUGACCGCGGGCCCAAGUGCUUUUUUUGGGGAGGGCCCGACAUUGAACAAGUGAGACAACGGGACUACUGCAAGCACUAGAGAUGACUGCCGCCAAAUGCUACGCUAAAUGGAGAAGGAGCAUAGUGCC